UGACUGAUUGUAAAUGAAUUUGUUUGAUUUGAAUUUGUAGGUUAGGUUUACUGAUGGUUUAGUUUAUUUAAUUUGACUAUGUAAUUUUUUCUGUACCUAUCGAUUUCGACUGUAAUACUACGAGUUAAAAUGCAAGAACAGUGCCCUGAUAUCAAUUUAUGUUUGACAAUACCAUUUCAAUCAGCCGAGUAUGCCACACUAGCCUGUGAUGUUUUGAAUGUUGACAAAGAAUUGAAGGGAAGUGGAGUCUCACGGGAUAUAUCCACAAAUAGUGAAAGUCUUGUAAUAAAUUUAAAUGGACAAGAUUUGAAACGACUGAGAGUAUCUGCCAAUUCUAUGCUCAAAAAUGUUAUUCUUAUAACAAAAUCAUUUGAUCAGUUUGAACAAAAUUGAAAGGUUCCAAAAUGCCGGAACACACGCCAGCUCCUACACCUGCAAGAUCUUUAUAUGGUUUUUUUAUGUACUUGAUCAGCAAAACAGUACUUGCAAUAUAUUGUAUAUGGGCUUUUAUUCCUGAUGAGCAUCUUAAUUAUUUAAAUAUAUACUACUACCCACAAAAAUAUUGGGCCACAGCAGCUCCAAUUCAAUGUUUAGUGACCCUUACAUUAUUUGUAUUUUUUAUAUAUCCCAGCAUUAAUUGGUGCAUGACCAGUAACAUUGACAGCAUAAACACUAUAACAGAUCCCCAUUCUAGUUAUUGUGUUACAAAAAUGGAUACUCGUUUCAAAGUGCCGGACAAUUGUGUUUGUACACUAAAAGACAGUUGUUUCAAAAGCAGAUACAUUGUUACUGAUAGUGAGAUUAAAGAAAAUUCUGUGCCUCAUCUGCAUGAUCUGGACAUUAGGUAUGUUUGCAAGAAACUGUAUUUAAAUAGGUAACUAUGAAUAAAGUGGCAUUGUUAAUUAAAUGUAGGGUUAUUCCCAGUUAUCACUGAGAAACACAAUCAUAUUAUUAGUAACCAGUAAACUCUAUGCCAUUGGCAUAAGGUUUACUGCCGGUUGGGGAUAGUAAGUACUGAGAAUAACCCUAUUAUGUUGAACGCA
Cydia strobilella is the source of this 1043-nucleotide messenger RNA. It is a transcript of the gene PIG-P, whose product is annotated as phosphatidylinositol N-acetylglucosaminyltransferase subunit P. Gene Ontology annotation, biological process: GPI anchor biosynthetic process. The record is from RefSeq and is a predicted model, not a curated record. The transcript has 3 exons. Gene Ontology annotation, cellular component: endoplasmic reticulum. NCBI's taxonomy places the organism in Eukaryota, Metazoa, Arthropoda, Insecta, Lepidoptera, Tortricidae. Bases 405 to 878 code for a protein of 157 amino acids.